This is a messenger RNA of Dreissena polymorpha, 411 nucleotides long. RefSeq lists its product as uncharacterized. Bases 1 to 411 code for a protein of 136 amino acids. The record is from RefSeq and is a predicted model, not a curated record. Lineage: Eukaryota; Metazoa; Mollusca; Bivalvia; Myida; Dreissenidae. The transcript has 3 exons.
AUGACGUCUGCGCGUUCUGCCAGAAAAUACCAGCGCCAGGUGGGCUUCGACAAGUCUUGUCGGUCCGUGAUUUACUCGUGUUUCGCACAGUGUUGCACCCAACACCAGCCGAUCGAGAGUGCGAUUCAGCACCUGGUAUACCUGCUCGAAAACGCCGUGCGGGCCUCCAAGCAUGCCACUUACAGCUUCAUAUGCGUCAUUGACUUUAAAGGUAUGAAGAUAACGUCAUGUAACCCGAGGCUAGCGUUAUCGGUGGAGCACAUAGUCUCAAGUCACUACCCGGAGCGCCUGGGGGCGUGCAUUGUAGUCAACCACGGAAUGCUCUUCCAGACGUUCUGGGUCGCCGUCCGGGGCGUCAUUCACGAAGAAUGGCCGCCAAGCUGCACAUACAUCGCCACUUCCACAAGGUAG